Phragmites australis (common reed) is the source of this 528-nucleotide messenger RNA. RefSeq lists its product as uncharacterized. The record is from RefSeq and is a predicted model, not a curated record. Lineage: Eukaryota; Viridiplantae; Streptophyta; Magnoliopsida; Poales; Poaceae. The coding region runs from base 43 to 450 and encodes 135 amino acids. The transcript has a single exon.
CGUAGCCAACCGUUUUGCAGCUCACCUCUGCCCAUUUCCUCCAUGGACUGCACAAACCAGCCAGUACCCGACCCGGAGCCCUCUCCGGCCACCGCCGCCGUCACCUUGCCACAAGAAGCCACCGGUGACUCCGAGUCCGACACCGCCGACCUCUCGUCGGUGACAGACUGGGACGACAACGACGACGCCGAGUCCUGCAGCGGCGGCUAUGUCACGAGCGGCGCCAACGGCGACAGUGACGAAGAAGACGUGACCAUGGAGGGUGAUGUGGCUGACAUCGACAGCAAGAUGGCCGUCCCCUGGUGGCGCCGAACGCUCGAGGAUGCAGCGGAAGAUGACGGUGGUUGUGCGCCUGCGGUGGCGGUGGAGGGCGGGGCAGCGGCCGGCGGCGGCCAUGCAGCCGAGAGCAACAGGCUCUUCUGGGAGGCUUGCAUUGCCCAUGGCUACUAGAUACAGCUAGCUGCCAACCUCGAGCAACUAUGUUCAUGCUUCAGCCGGAAUUUCGACAGACAACUUUUACGGCAUGCC